Molecule: messenger RNA, 2154 nt
Organism: Mycena citricolor
Lineage: Eukaryota; Fungi; Basidiomycota; Agaricomycetes; Agaricales; Mycenaceae
Source: the annotation of a GenBank genome assembly
GAAAGUUUCCUGAACGCGCUCAAAAUGCCCUCGUCGACUACUGGGACUAAAAGCGGCGGAAAACUUCAAACUUCUUCUCCUCUCGUGAAGAAGCAGCGCACGGGCUCCAAGCCGGGAGCCAAGCCUACUGAUUCAUCUCAGGAUUCGACACAAUCUGUCAAAAGUGUGAAAACGAAGUUCAAGCUUUCUUUACUCCCUUCUCUCCCUCUUGAUGUCUUGUUCGAGAUUUUUGGGCACCUUCACCCACUGGAUAUACUGAACCUCUCGCGUCUGACUCGCGCGUUUCGUGCAAUGCGUGAGAUUUUUUUUAACUUAUGUUCUCCCAAGCCUGUCCUUGAAUUGUUUGGGAGUGAUGCGCCGGUCUGCGACGUCGAUAUGGAAGGCUGCACUUCGAGAAGUCGGGGGGCUGCCUCCAUGUCCACCCGAUAUGAGCUUGCCCUUCUACGUGAAUCUGAUGUUCAGCCAGCAUUGUCAUGUAUGCCCUCCUCGUGCAAUGCUCGCCCGCUGCUCACGAUUCGUUCUCGAUACCAGAACUGUCUUAUUGCGCGAGUGCUGCGUGUCGACUAUGUUCUGCGUGUUCGACUGUGCGAAGCCUGCAUCAGAACUCCUGGGGUGCUGGACACGGACAACGAUCUGAACACGGAGGCAGAUGCAACAGAUCAAGCGAUUCUCGCUUGCGUAGCUUUUAGCAGCGCGUUCCGCAUUCCUAAGAUGAAGGGUCUCUGUUGUCUGCCCCAGGAGAGGAAAGCUUUCGUCUCAGGACUGGGGCUCCGGCACACCGCAGCUGAACGUUCGGCCUACGUGGAUGAUCGCGAACUAGCUUUGCAAUCCCGCAAACAUUUUGCGAUUGCUUGUGAACAGUGGGCCGAGUCGAUGUCACAUCAACGCUGGGACCAGUUGCAAGGCAUUCGUGAUCAACGGCGAACUGACAUCUCUGAGAAACUGGCCAGCUUGGGCUUCACUGAGGAAUUGGAGUAUGCUGAAGGCAUCAACUAUCUCACUCUGCCUCCGUUGGACCAAUUCGCAGAUCAUCCAGACGUGAAAGUCAAUAAACCACUCACCGAUCGUGCUUGGAAAACGAUCGAGCCGCGUGUUGUUGCGUACAUGGAAAAAGUGCGCACUCACCGUUUGGAUGCCGAACGUCUCCAGGUUGUCCGCAAGCGAGAGGAGAUGGCAGUGGAAGCCUGGGCUGCUUUUCGCUCGCAGAGUCCUGCCGAAAGAUUGCUACCCUCGGGCAUCGAGAUCAUCUCGUGGCCGAUCAUCAAGGAUGUCCUUGAGCUUCCCUCGUCAAUACCUAUGCAGACUGACGAGAUCGUUUGUCGGGAAGAGUCAUCGGAAAUUACCGCUAUCACUCCCGGGACGUUCACGCGCAUCUUUUCGUCGUCCUCUGGCCUGAUCGACGACUGGGCGUCGGACAAACUAGAAAAACUCAAUCGCCUCAAUGUCGCUGUCAAGUACGACUUUGUCCGGGGCUAUGGUCGCGUCCUGAGCACGGCUCUAGAUGAUCUCCAACUUGCAAUCAGCGUUUUCAGCUGCGAAGACAAAUGUGCACUGCACUAUUUUCUCCCGCCCUACGACGCUGGCGCCUAUCCAGUGAUGUGGUACCCCGAGUGCUUGCACCAUCCUUGUAACACAGCAACUAUCCGACGGCCGCGCGCCGAGGAGGAUCUCCCAGAGAAUCCGCUCUACAAGGCCAGCGAUGGGUUCUUUGGGCGACGGAGAAGAACAUGGACGUGCAAGAAUCUCUUCCUCAACGAAAAGGCAUCGAAGGCGGUUGAACGCUUGCUAGACGCCUGCGGCUUGAGCAGAUAUACGACCACGGCGAAGCUGGAUGAGCUGGAUGAGCGAUUCAUCUGUCUCAAGUGCAGCUUUGGAACCAAAUGCGACGGACAAAUGCCUAGGUUGGUCAUGUCGUGGCGCAUGGCGGUACAGCACUGCAUGAAAGUCCAUUGGGGAGACGGAUCAGUCAAUUGGGAACGUUUGUCCGAGGAAAGCACCCGAGAAGCCAGGUCCCUCUCCACGGCCAAAGCAGUGGUACAAGAAAAGUUCUGGCGAUGUGCGUUAUGUCGCUUCUCUCCUGCCGAACGGUCUAGUUGGGCCAGCCCGGACGAUGUCAAACAGCACAUCACAAGGCAAGUGAUCUCGGUCGCCUAG